Messenger RNA from Caenorhabditis bovis, 381 nucleotides. The record is from the annotation of a GenBank genome assembly. Lineage: Eukaryota; Metazoa; Nematoda; Chromadorea; Rhabditida; Rhabditidae.
AUGUGGUAUUUCACAUUUAUUCUCGCAAUAAUUCCUACCAUUUACUCUCACAAUGAUUAUGUCCUUUUGGUGAGGGUACCAGACGGAGUGUCUGAUGGAAUGCUCGUCAAUUCAUAUCAAGAAAAGGAAGUUUUUACAAAACGAGCAAUACCAUUUAAUGGUGGAAUGUAUGGAAAGCGAGCGGCUAUUCCCUUUUCAGGAGGCAUGUAUGGAAAAAGAUCAGAUCCUUUAUUUAUUCAACAACGUUCGGUUAUUCCGUUUUCUGGAGGAAUGUAUGGAAAACGUUCACUUUCGUCGUUGAAUGGUUAUGCGCAGAAUGAGAAUCAGAUAAAGCGAGGAGCAAUGCCAUUUUCCGGAGGAAUGUAUGGAAAACGGAAAUGA